AUGGAUAAGACUAGCGUAAUAUUAUUAGUACUCGGCUCGGCCAAAGUACUAUUACCGCGAUUAAGUACAUCAGCGGCGACGUGGCUGAAGCGGAUUUUCGAUCCAGAGACCAAGGAGCGGGCGAAUAACAAGCCACAGGUAUUAAUCUAUAAUAGCUUUAGUACGCAUAAGACCCUAGAGAUUCUUAAGUAUUAUUUCGUAAACAAUAUUAUACUAUGUCGACUUCCUUCUCACACUUCUCACAAGCUGCAGCCGUGCGACGUCGCUGUCUUUACUCCACUGAAGGCAGCCUAUCGCGAACAGGUCGAACGACUAGAGCAGGGAGGCGUUAAUAUAAUUAGUAGGCUUUGCGGCCCCUUUACCGCAUCGACAGCCAAUAAAGCUAUUGUUGGGCCAAGUUCCCCAGAGCAAAUUCCCCUAACCCCCGUGACACCAGUGUCAGCUGAAGGUCUGAUGUCCCUGCAGAAUCUGAUUAUCGAGCAGGAUGCCCGUGCUCUCGACGAGAAGAGCAAACAAAGCCUACAGAGACACCUUCUCAAGUUCUCUAAAGCCGCUCACCUAUCUUUCGCCAGAGGAGCCCUUCAGCAGAACCACAUCCAACUCCUACUAAAGGUCAAUAACGAAGCUAAAGUGCGACGAUUAAUAAAGUCACUAGUAUUAGGAACGGCCAAGGUCAUAGGCUACGAGGAGCUCCGAUAUGCGCGUGCGAAGCGUGCUAAAACGGAGGCUGCUAAGGCGACUAAAGCUAAGGGGAAACGGGGUCGAAAGCGAACUAAAGCGUCGUCAGAUACAGACGCAAUAGAGCCAAAGCGAAAAAUAGCGCGAGCGAGUGAAGGACUGGCGCCAACGCGGGCCUCGGUACUGUCACCAAGGGUCCCUGUGGCACGCAUGUACUAG
This is a messenger RNA of Bipolaris oryzae ATCC 44560, 897 nucleotides long. RefSeq lists its product as uncharacterized. The coding region runs from base 1 to 897 and encodes 298 amino acids. The transcript is spliced from 5 exons. The record is from RefSeq and is a predicted model, not a curated record. Gene Ontology annotation, molecular function: nucleic acid binding. Lineage: Eukaryota; Fungi; Ascomycota; Dothideomycetes; Pleosporales; Pleosporaceae.